Eremothecium gossypii ATCC 10895 is the source of this 522-nucleotide messenger RNA. RefSeq names its product U2 snRNP complex subunit IST3 (gene IST3). The transcript has a single exon. The record is from RefSeq and is marked provisional. The coding region runs from base 1 to 522 and encodes 173 amino acids. Gene Ontology annotation, cellular component: catalytic step 2 spliceosome; precatalytic spliceosome; U2 snRNP. Lineage: Eukaryota; Fungi; Ascomycota; Saccharomycetes; Saccharomycetales; Saccharomycetaceae. Gene Ontology annotation, molecular function: RNA binding. Gene Ontology annotation, biological process: mRNA splicing, via spliceosome.
AUGAACCAGAUACGUUCAAUCCAGAAGCUAAGUGAAACUGAGUUAGAACACGGAAUCCUCAGCGAAGAGGCAUCAUGGCACUAUCAGUAUAAAGACCAAGCGUAUAUCCAUUUUAGUGGGUUGAAUGUGGAGCUGACCGAGGGUGAUAUCCUCACGGUAUUUUCCCAAUUUGGGGUGCCAACUGAUCUGAAACUAGUCCGAGAUCGAGAAACGGGGGAGUCUAGAGGGUUUGGAUUUCUCAAGUAUGAAGACCAACGGUCGACCGUCCUGGCCGUGGACAAUCUAAAUGGGGUAAAUUUAUGCGGAAGGGUGCUGAAAGUGGACCAUUGUUUCUACGAACCCCGCGAUGAGGAUGAAGCGUACGUGAAAACUGUGAGGGAGGAGCUGGCGAGGGACCUCGUGGACGUCGAAGUCGGUACGACCGCACCAAUACAAGGGAAGAUCACAUUGACGGAAGAUGCUGAGCUAGCUGACCCAAUGGGUGAGUUCCUCUCCUCGAAGAAAGACGUUGAUGGAAGAUAA